Rotaria sp. Silwood1 is the source of this 702-nucleotide messenger RNA. The record is from the annotation of a GenBank genome assembly. NCBI's taxonomy places the organism in Eukaryota, Metazoa, Rotifera, Eurotatoria, Philodinida, Philodinidae.
AUGAAUGAUGAUAGUUUUGCUGAAUAUGUUCGUGAAGAUGAAUCAUUAUUUGCCUUGAAACCAAAUAAUAUAACAAUGGAAGAAGCAGCAGUUAUACCAUUAGCAUGUGAAACAAAUUAUCAAGCUUUAUUCAAAAAAGUUUCAUCGCCUAUUGGAAACAAAAGUAAAAUAUUAAUUUGUGGUGGAAGUACAGUAACAGGUUUAUAUGCAAUUCAGUUAGCCAAAGCAGUUGGAGCUCAUGUCACAGCAACAUGUUCAAAAAGAAAUUUUAGUCUGAUGGAAAAACUUGGUCAAAAUUAUGAUGUUGUUUAUGAUUGCGUUGGUGGUGAACAACAAUGGACAUCAGCACAACAAGUAUUAAAACGUAGUGGUCAAUUUAUUACUAUUGUGGGUGAUGAUAGAGAAUUGGUUAUUUCAUUAAAAUCAUUAGUUUCAUUUAGUUCUGGUUUGAUAAAUCGAAAAUUUUGGUCUAUCUUUGGCUCAUCUCAUCAUAAUUAUAUAUUUCAUUUUGUAAAUCAUACUUUUCAAGAACUUGAUGAUAUCAGAACAAAAUAUAUUGAAACAGGAAAAGUUAAAUCAGUAAUUGAUACAAUUUUCGAUUGGCAAAAAGAUGAUGUAGAAACUUUAUAUUCACUCUAUGAAAAAUCAAAAAGUGGAAAAGCACAAGGAAAAUUAAUUUUUAAAAUAGCUGAUGAUGAAUAA